Molecule: messenger RNA, 1561 nt
Organism: Paramisgurnus dabryanus
Lineage: Eukaryota; Metazoa; Chordata; Actinopteri; Cypriniformes; Cobitidae
Gene: galt
Product: galactose-1-phosphate uridylyltransferase
Biological process (GO): beta-D-galactose catabolic process via UDP-galactose, Leloir pathway
Cellular component (GO): cytoplasm
Molecular function (GO): zinc ion binding; UDP-glucose:hexose-1-phosphate uridylyltransferase activity
Source: RefSeq, a predicted model, not a curated record
GAACGCAGCAUUAAUGCGUUUUAAACGCGCAAUCUUCUCCACUUCAUGAUGGGGAAGAGCGCAUGAGAACUUGAAACUCUAAACAACCAGGCAGUUUAUAUUUACACUCAUAACGGUUAAACUAAAUUACGUAUCCAAAGGACUUUACUGUAUCUGUGUGUAGAAAGAUGGACAGUGACAGGAAACCCAUGUUUGACCCUAAAGAACACCAACAUUUAAGGUACAAUCCCUUGCGGGAUUCCUGGGUUUUGGUCUCGGCCCAUCGCAUGAAGCGCCCAUGGAAAGGACAGAUGGAGAAACCUCCAGAGGACAAUGUCCCACAACAUGACCCGAACAACCCUCUCUGUCCUGGUAGUGUAAGAGCCAAUGGAGAGGUGAAUCCACAUUAUGAGGGCACAUUUAUGUUUGAGAACGAUUUUCCUGCUCUUCAACCAGAUGCUCCAGAUCCUGGUUCAGAUCAUCACCCACUUUUCCGCAGCAAAGCAGCCAGAGGUGUCUGCAAGGUCAUGUGCUUUCACCCCUGGUCUGACAUCACUCUUCCGCUCAUGCAGCCUGCAGAGAUCCGCAAAGUGAUUGACAAGUGGGCAGAGCUAAUCGAAGAGCUAGGAGCCACGUACACAUGGGUGCAGAUCUUUGAAAAUAAAGGAGCCACCAUGGGCUGUUCGAACCCUCAUCCUCAUUGUCAGGUUUGGGCGAGCAAUUUUCUUCCCAAUGAACCGGCGCUGGCUGAGAACUGUCAAAAAGACUUCCUGCGGAAGCAUGGGGAGCCGAUGUUAGUGCAGUACGCUCGAAUGGAAGCGGAAGCACAGGAGCGUGUUGUAGUGGAAAAUGAGCAUUGGUUGGUUGUGGUGCCUUAUUGGGCGACUUGGCCCUUCCAGACACUGCUGUUGCCACGACGACAUGUUCUGCGUCUUCCUGACCUUACCACUCAAGAGAGAGAAAGUCUGGCGCUCAUAAUGAAAAGGCUCCUGACAAAAUAUGACAACCUGUUCGAGGUCUCCUUCCCCUAUUCAAUGGGAUGGCAUGGAGCCCCGACGGGAAGUUAUCUGAAAGAAAACAUGAGCCACUGGCAGCUUCAUGCUCACUAUUACCCUCCUCUACUGCGCUCCGCUACAAUCCGCAAGUUUAUGGUUGGUUAUGAGAUGCUAGCUAAUGAACAGAGGGACCUAACACCUGAGCAGGCUGCUGAACAGUUAAGAAAAAUCGGAGAAGAACAUUAUAAAAUGAUAAAGACAAAAGGAAUGGAGAACUAAGAAGAGUGUGACCUGUCGGCCUUCAUCUGUCUAACAACCAAAUAAUGAGAACAUGAAUCUGGGAGAAACAGAUGGAGCUGUAAGAUUGCAUUGUUGGAAUUUGACCUAUGAACUACUUUUUGAACUACUUUUAUUUUGCUCUUUCAAGUAACAAGUUAAAAUUGGCCCCAAAGUUUCUGUCGAAGGUCUCUUAAGGCCACAUGAUGUGAACUGUAAUUGGAGGAGUUGGAAAACGGUAACUGGACAACGUUAAUUAUGUUCUAUUUGUAAAAAUGUAAUAAAUAAAAAAUAAACCAUACACUUUAAAA